UACAUAAGCUGGCUGUCUGUGACCGAUCGAUUGGGCAAACUACGAUAUGCGAAUAACUCGAACUAUAAAAAUGAUACCAUGAUUCGCAAAGAGGCAUACGUUAGUUCAGCAGUGAUGGAAGAACUAAAAAGAAUCAUUACGGAAAGUGGUAUCAUGUCCGAAGACGAUGCCGUGUGGCCUGAUCCCGACCGGGUGGGUAGACAGGAAUUGGAAAUUGUUUGUGAUGAUGAACAUAUUUCCUUCACAACUUCCAAGAUUGGAUCAUUAAUUGAUAUCACGAAUAGCAAAGACCCAGAGGGACUGCGAAUGUUUUACUACCUGGUGCAAGAUCUCAAAUGCCUUGUCUUCUCACUCAUUGGAUUGCAUUUCAAAAUCAAACCGAUAUAG
This is a messenger RNA of Echinostoma caproni, 387 nucleotides long. The record is from the annotation of a GenBank genome assembly. Lineage: Eukaryota; Metazoa; Platyhelminthes; Trematoda; Plagiorchiida; Echinostomatidae.